Penicillium antarcticum is the source of this 186-nucleotide messenger RNA. RefSeq lists its product as uncharacterized. The record is from RefSeq and is a predicted model, not a curated record. The transcript has a single exon. The coding region runs from base 1 to 186 and encodes 61 amino acids. Lineage: Eukaryota; Fungi; Ascomycota; Eurotiomycetes; Eurotiales; Aspergillaceae.
AUGUUGGUUGCAUACACUGGCGGUGCGGAGCACUGGCUUGGCAAUCAGAGCACAUAUUUCCCUGCGAAUAUGGCUCGGGAUGCUCGCCUCCGCAAGAAGGGUAUUUGCCGCAUCGUCGCACGGUUGCGGCUCCCAUUUGGCUCAUACACCGGCUGCAGAUUUCGUAAACUCGAUCGCACAUCGUAA